Staurois parvus is the source of this 1144-nucleotide messenger RNA. The record is from the annotation of a GenBank genome assembly. Lineage: Eukaryota; Metazoa; Chordata; Amphibia; Anura; Ranidae.
UACAAUUGUCAUCACUCUUUUUUGUUCAAAAUUUUAGGUGAUUUUCAGGUUCGGGGGCUGAGAGUUACUGGGAAAGAUGUUCCUACUGAAGCCCUUAGAGGAGAAAGAUGUCACCAUCCCUUGUCUACUGUCUGGUGUCCCAAUACCGCUGAAUCUAGAGAAACUAUCAGUUGUCUGGACUCUCAGGUUAAAAAAAUGGAACUGAAUGUGAGGUUUAUGGUUUUAGUAGUUACAAAACAACACCAUCGAGGAUCGGAUCUCACAUGAACGACAAAGACCUCAACAAGGCAAUGCCAGUCUUUUUUAUAUCCAACAUUCAGAUCACAGAUGAAGGGAACUAUCGCUGCUUUGUUAUUUUCACUCCAGAUUCUGGCUCCACUACAUCUACUCUGCAAGUAUCAGUUAAGCCGCAGACGGCGCUGAGCCAUGAUCAACACAUUGAAGUUGGAAUCAGGGGAUCUGUCCGUUGUGAAGUCAGCAAUUUUUACCCAGAAACUGUGAAGAUCCGAUGGGAUAAAUCCAGUAAAAGUAACAGCAGGAACUCAUCUUGGGACAAGGACGUUUGUUUCACAACACCUUUGGGGAACAGCGAUGGGACAUUUAAUGUGACCAGUGUGCUGACUGUGGAGCCGACUACCGACGCUGAACCCGGAGAUGUAUUAUUCUGUAUUGUCAGCCACAGAUCCCUGGAGGAGGAAAUGACUCUCAGCUUUAUCAUGCCAAGACGGAAUCCAGGAAUAGGUUUUUCUAUUGCUUCAGCUGUUGCAUUCAUAAUCUCAUAUUUAACAUACUUUUUGAGGAUCUAUUUUAAUGAAAGAUUGGAUCCAAGGAUCAAAGUUGUUUUAGGGGUAAUUUUUAUGGUAUCGUCCAUCAACAGCAUUGGUCUUGUAUGGUUUAUUAUUAUACUUCCUGAGGAAUUUUGAUGGUAAGUUUGUGAAAGUCCAGAUAUGUCCACAAUCUGGUAUACAAUGUAAGCCAUGCAUCAGCCAACAGGCCUCUUGCACAGCCCCAGGUAUUAGAGUUGGGUGUAACACCAGAAUGUUGGUGGACCAGAGGAGCCUUCUGCAGGAAGUCCUAAAGGCAUGUAGGGGGCGGGGUGUUUAGUGAUGUCACAUGAGAUUGUUAUUUUGUUCAUUUCUUUUGA